UCUCUUUCAGGGGAGGGUACAUCAUCUGCUGAGUCAAAUUUUACACCAAUGCUAAUGUCACCUUUUUUUUCAGGCAAUAUGUGGGGGCAAAGAUUUAAGGGGAGGGACUCAGAAAUAAGCCUGACUGAAUGGGUUGAAAAUUUAAACGCAAUGUUUCGAAUGUAUAAAAUCCCAGACAGUGUACAAGUUGAUUUUAUUUUAAAUCAAUUAGAGGGGGAUGCCAAACGGCAAAUAUUGGUCACUGCUGUAGAGAACAGAAACACUGCUAAGAAAGUCUUUGAUAGGCUUCAAGAUCUUUAUGGGGAUAAAAUGUCUGCCUCAGUCCUCCGCUCUCUAUGUUUCAGCUGCCGACAGCAACCAUCUGAGACAGUGUCUGACUUCUCUCUCAGACUACAGGAGCUCUUUAAAAAGCUGCAGCAAAAAGAUUCAGUCAGUAUGCGUAACUGCGAUUCCCUAAUGCGUGAUCAGUUUGUGGAUGGAAUGCAAGAUAAACUGUUGAAACGAGAAUUGCGUACUCUCAUUCGGUCUACUCCAGAUCUGUCUUUUGCAGCUACUUAUCGAGAGGCCUCCAUACGCCUGGAAGUGAACGGAGAGGUUGGCCUAGCUGCAUGUGAUGCUGUGGGACAGGUAACAAGACUUCCUUCCACCCAGGUUGACCUCCAACAGUUGAAGAAAGAACUAAGAGAGGAAAUGGCUGCUGAGAUCAAGGACCAGAUGGUGACACUUUCAAAAGAUAAGAUCCCAUCAAGAGAGCAUGCUAACCUGGAUCUGGUGCUCGAAGCGACCCCAUCUGGCCGUCAGGCGUGGACGUCCGCAAUGCGACUUUGUAGUGAAGAAGCCAAAUUCAAUGAUGGUCAUGGUGAAGUGAGUUUUGUGAGAGUACUGACCAACACUGAAGUACCACCGGGAAAAGAGAUGGUUCUUCCAGGACGUGUGCGUGGUGGACCAGGAGGUCGGCCAUACUUUGGGUUGGUUGAGGCACCACCAGAGACAGAGGCCUAUUGGGUAGCUCGGGCUGUUGUGUCUGCUAAAGGAAACACUGUCCCAGUAAGACUGAAAAACCUGUGUAACCGCCCCCUUUUUCUCAAAAAGUACCAGAAAUUAGCUCAAAUGUCCUUGAUUAAACCAACAGAUGUUGUCUCGGGUGCAGUGCAACUAUCGAUGGAGACGGCUGGCGUGAUGGAAGUCCACCUUGAACCAGAAGUUUCCCUCCCUAGUUCUGACCCAAGCAACAUCCCAGUAGAGCUGGAGAAUUCUGGACUGUCCUCCAAAGAGACCCAAGAGGUGAGAUGUUUACUGGCUCAAUACAGACAUGUUUUUGCCUUGAGUGAUGAUGACUACGGGUACACCCAUACUGUUUUUCACGAGAUUCCCACAGGUGAUUCGGCUCCAGUUCGACAGCGUCAUCGUCAAAUUGCCCCUAGCCUCUAUCAAGAGGUGCGUGUUCUCCUACAAGACCUGUUGGAAGCCGGCAUUAUACACAAGAGCACAAGUCCAUGGGCUUCGCCAAUUGUGUUGGUGAAAAAGAAGGACGGGUCCACACGUUUUUGUGUGGAUUACCGUAAAUUAAACACCCUUACACGUAAAGACGCCUUCCCCCUCCCACGUGUUGAGGAGUCUUUGACCAUGCUUUCCCAGGCGAAGUUCUUCUCUACUCUGGAUCUGGCCAGUGGAUACUGGCAGGUCCCUGUUCACCCAGAGGACAGGGAAAAAACAGCUUUUAUAACACCCAUGGGCUUGUAUGAAUGGGAUCGCAUGCCAUUCGGGUUAUGUAACGGGCCAGCUACAUUUCAAAGAUUAAUGGAGGCUUGUUUAGGGGAUUUAAACUUUCAAAGUUUAUUAAUUUAUUUGGAUGAUAUUAUUAUUUUUUCACCUGACUUCUCAUCCCAUCUACAGCGACUUGAGCUGGUGUUCCAGCGCUUGGCAGACCAAGGUCUUAAAUUGAAGCCCAGUAAGUGCUUUCUCUUCCAAAAAGAGGUAAAAUACCUGGGUCAUGUGGUGUCUGAGCAAGGCAUUGCACCUUUACAUGAGCGGGUAGAAGCUAUACAGGAAUGGCCACAACCAACUACAGUUCGGGAACUUAGAGCAUUUCUAGGGCUGACUGGCUACUACCGCCGCUUUAUAAAAGAUUUUUCUAAAGUUGCCAUGCCUCUUAACAAGCUCCUUUGUGGCCAAUCCAGGAACCAUACUCGUCAGAAGACACAGCCACUAAAGGACUGGGGCGCUGAGGCAGAAGACGCCUUUCAACAGCUAAGACGGGGCGAGGUGCGGCAGAUACAGGCUGAUGCGAUCUGGCUUGUCCUGGACGAGAUGCGUCGAGAACUCCGCUCCGGUAGCCGCUCCACCCGGGGGGGCCUGGACAAGACGGGAGGUGCGGAGUGA
This is a messenger RNA of Sardina pilchardus (European sardine), 2382 nucleotides long. RefSeq lists its product as uncharacterized. Bases 49 to 2382 code for a protein of 777 amino acids. The record is from RefSeq and is a predicted model, not a curated record. The transcript has 3 exons. NCBI's taxonomy places the organism in Eukaryota, Metazoa, Chordata, Actinopteri, Clupeiformes, Clupeidae.